Molecule: messenger RNA, 1601 nt
Organism: Brachypodium distachyon (stiff brome)
Lineage: Eukaryota; Viridiplantae; Streptophyta; Magnoliopsida; Poales; Poaceae
Exons: 11
Coding region: 177-1193 (338 amino acids)
Biological process (GO): transcription by RNA polymerase III
Cellular component (GO): RNA polymerase III complex
Molecular function (GO): DNA binding
Source: RefSeq, a predicted model, not a curated record
UCCUCCUGGCUCCUGGCUCCUGCAAGGCUCGACUCGAGUCUCGAGACCCGCAUUGAAUUUGCCCACUUUCCCCUUCCUCGACCGUUUCGACUCGCUCCCACAGCCGGCGACUGGUCCUUACUCUGCUGCUCUUCGCAUCUCCCUUUCUCCAACGCCGAGAUCUUCCACUUGUUUUCAUGGACGACAAGACUGAAAAGGGGAAAGGGACCGAUGGCUCUGCCUCGCGUACUCGCAAUACCCGCAAGGGUGGGCUUAAAUUUACGCCCAAAGUGCGUACUAAGAAAGUCUCAGAAAUAAUCCCUAAGAUGGAACCACAAGAGGAGACUGAUGUUCAGACAAUUGAUAAGAUUUUGAUGAGUAAACUUAAAACAGAAAAGAUCCCUGAUUCCCUCAAAAGUGCUACGGCUGAGGAAAAAGAAGCCAGUGUCCAGGUUACAUUUGGACAAGUAAACCCUUCAAUUCCAAGAUCCUUCCGCACCCCUCGAAUUUCUUCAUCAGUUAAAAAUGAGAAGGAUGUACACCUGCUUAGUAAGUUCAUGCUGUCUGAGGUUACAGCUUCUGCGGCCAAGUUACCCAAGCAGCCUGCUGAACCACAGCUUUCGCAGGACUUUACCCAUCCCAGCUACAACUAUCCUCCUAUUACUCUCCCGCUAAGGAGGCCCUACUUUGGAGACAUUCUUUAUGAAGACGAGUUUGGAGAGUUUUCUUCUAGCAGAGCUCGAGAUGGUGAAUUAACUGCAGCUAAGGAACUUGGGCUAAUGGACACUGAGGACAUGAUGAAUAAACCGCAGCUGCUCUUCUUCCAGUUCCCUGCAUCUCUUCCUUUACAGACGCAGGUUGAAUCAGUUGGGGCAAAUAUGGAUACCAGUGAGGACGCUGAAGCAGAGGUCACCAAAUCCACGGUGAAUUAUAAGAAGACGAGACUUCAGUCAACCCAAGGCUGUAAGCUAAAAGAUCUGCCAGAUGGUCUCAUGGGGAAGGUACUCGUGUACAAGAGUGGUAAAGUGAAGAUGCGGCUCGGAGGUGCACUCUUUGAUGUUUCAGCUGGUAUAAACUGUGCAUUUCCUCAAGAGGCUGUAGUGAUUAACACAAACAAGAAACGCUGCUGCAGCCUGGGGGAGGUUAGCAAGCGUGCAGUUGUAACUCCUGAUAUUGACUACUUGCUCGAUCAUAUCAAGCUUGGAGAAGAAUAGCCUGCUGGAAAUUAAAAUAACUUCUGGUACUAACUCCCAAAAGUACGCAAAGUUGGCCAUGCUGCUUGUUCUGUUUCACUAUGAGGACUGAACAUCCAAAUUUGCAUGAGUGAGGAAAUUUGAUAUGGCUUUUUAAUCUAAUAACAGUUAGAGCUAGUGGAGAUGUUUUGCUGAUCCUUCAAAAAAUUCACGCUGAGAGUUCACCGGCUGCAAGAACAAACUGUCAUUUCCCUUGAUGCAGCCUGUGUAAAAGCCGUUUGUCUUGGUUUGUCAUUACAAUCUUCGGUCGAGCUUAUUGGUUUAUUGUCAAUUACAAUCUUAUUUGUUAAACCGGCUGUAUUGAUUGCCGUAUUUCAGUUGGUUCGAUUUAGAAACUGGUUGGAUAUUUUUCAUCAAAGCCGGUUCAAA